AGCCACUCGCUUGCGUAAGUAGCUAUUACAGAAGAGUCUGGUUAAAGCUCAACUGCUGUCGACUGGAAUACACACAUUGUAGUUUCUCCUUUAGUUUGUAAAACUUUCAUUCAGAGUUCUCCAUAAUGUCUAAAGAAUCAAAACACACAAAUUAUCUAGUGCUGGAAAACUACAUCGGAGGGAAGUUUGUGCCAUGCGGUAAGCAUUUAGACUCCUUCGAUCCAUCAACUGGAGAGCUUUACUGCAAAGUUCCAGACAGUGGACCAGAGGAGGUGGAUGCUGCUGUGAAAGCAGCCAAAGACGCAUUUCCCGAUUGGUCGGCGAAGAGUCCAGCAGAGAGAUCUCAAGUGCUGAAUAAACUGGCAGACCUGAUAGAGGCCCGUCUGGAGGAGUUUGUUCAGGCUGAGUCUAAAGACCAGGGAAAGACUGCAACUUUUGCUCGAAAUGUGGACAUUCCACGUUCAGCGUACAACUUCCGUUUCUUUGCUUCGUCUGUUCUGCAUCACCUUACUGAAUGCAGUCAGAUGGACCACAUGGGUUGUCUCAACUACACAAUACGCUGUCCUGUAGGAGUGGCUGGUCUUAUCAGUCCGUGGAACCUGCCGCUUUAUCUCCUGACAUGGAAAAUUGCCCCGGCUGUUGCUACGGGCAACACAGUGGUGGCCAAACCCAGUGAAAUGACCUCGGUCACUGCCUGGAUGAUGUGUCGGCUGUUGGAGGAAGCCGGCUUUCCACCUGGAGUGGUUAAUAUCGUGUUUGGGACGGGCCCAUGUGCUGGGGAUGCCUUGGUGUCCCAUCCUGAUGUGCCUCUUAUUUCAUUUACGGGCAGCACGGCCACAGCAAGACUGAUAACCGAGCGUAGCGCACCAUAUUGUAAGAAACUUUCUUUGGAACUUGGUGGGAAAAAUCCUGCUAUUAUAUUUGCUGAUGCUGAUAUGGAGCAAUGCAUCAGCACUACCAUACAAUCCAGCUUCUCCAAUCAAGGAGAGAUCUGUCUCUGUACCAGCAGAGUUUUUGUUGAAAGGAGUAUUUAUCCAGAAUUUCUUUCUCGCUUUGUGGAGGCAGCUCGGCAGUGGAAAACCGGAGCGCCCUCCGACCCCGCCAACAACAAUGGUGCACUCAUCAGCAAAGAGCACUUGGAGAAGGUCAAAGGUUACGUUGCUUUAGCGCUGGCAGAGGGUGCUCAGGUGCAUUGUGGGGAGGGCGUGGACAAACUUACCCUUCCACAGCGAAAUGCGGGUGGCUAUUUUAUGCUGCCCACCGUCAUCUCUGGGGUUACGGAUUCUUCCGCCUUGAUGCAGGAAGAGAUAUUUGGACCCGUUACCUGUGUGACACUCUUCGAUAAAGAGGAGGAAGUGAUAUCCCGAGCCAAUGGUGUACGCUACGGCUUAUCCGCCACGGUGUGGUCCCGAGAUGUGGGGCGAGUGCACAGGGUUGCUAGGAAACUGCAAGCUGGGUUAGUGUGGACCAACUGCUGGCUGGUCAGAGACUUAAAUCUUCCGUUUGGGGGUAUGAAAAGCUCUGGAAUUGGUAGAGAAGGUGGAAAAGAUUCGUACCACUUCUUUACAGAGGUUAAAGUGAUCGCCGUUAAACACUAAUCUGGCCUGAAACGUUCACACGCAAGAUGAAGUAAUGCAUGCUGGGAGAGUGAGUCACAAUGUCAAUAAUGUUUUAUUGCGAACCUGUGUACAAACUAUAUAGAGGAAGCAUCUGAUUUUUGUCUUGGAUGGUUGUAAAUAAAGUUCAGAAUGAUAAAACGAAGUGCAUCCUUUAAUUUUAGAAAAGUGACUUAAAACGAUCAAGCAUGUGCCAUGUAAGGAGACCAGGAGAAAAUUUGUGUUGUCCUUACAAGGCUCAAGAGACCUCAGAUAUGUUUCUGUGUCAACUUCGUCUCUGACGUUCCUCCUAAGGUUCUGUAGGAAAAAUAAAUAUAGACACAAAAUAAAGAUUGUUGACAUGCAGAAAGAGUUUAGGGCUGUAAUAUUUGUCUGUUCUUAAAUUCAUAGCUGACUAGGACAAACGUGUAAGAUUUUCAAGAAAUGUGGAAAUUUCCAUUUUUUCUCUGGGACACCAUAUGGGUACGAGACCUAGAUUAAGGCUCCAGACUCAUGCAUGUUACCUUUCUACAUCUGGGUGUGUAUUAACGUGUCAUUUCCAAGAAGUGUCAAAACUGUGACUUUUUCCAAGUGUGGGAAGUGUCUAUCUGACACACAAAAUCUUUCUACAGCCCACGACUGUUGUGUGCUUCACAAACACGCUGUGCUUCAGAAGCUUCAAUAGGAUUCAGAACCAGCUGGACCUUAACACUAGUGAUAGACACCGUUAGCAUGAAACUGACCUCUGAGUUUCACAUCUUUGUUCUUGGCUUCUCUGUUCUUGAGGUCAAAUUUUCUCAUUCUCAUUUACUUAAACGUAAGAAAUUGAAACAACAAAUAGAAUCAUGAAACUACUUUAAGAUAUGGUAUUAUUUGUAGUAGCCUACCCUAAAGUGCUAUGUAUACACAGUUUAUCAAACCGUAUAGUUUUACACACCCCUUGCACAUUCUGUAAGAUGUUUAGCUUUUUUUACAAUGAGAAUAUUGGAAUAAAGAUCAUUAUGUUUUGGG
This is a messenger RNA of Triplophysa dalaica, 2606 nucleotides long. It is a transcript of the gene aldh8a1, whose product is annotated as aldehyde dehydrogenase 8 family, member A1. The record is from RefSeq and is a predicted model, not a curated record. Gene Ontology annotation, molecular function: retinal dehydrogenase (NAD+) activity. Lineage: Eukaryota; Metazoa; Chordata; Actinopteri; Cypriniformes; Nemacheilidae. The transcript is spliced from 7 exons. Gene Ontology annotation, biological process: retinoic acid metabolic process. The coding region runs from base 126 to 1598 and encodes 490 amino acids.